AUGGGCUGCUGCCAAGAUAAGGACUUUCAGACUUCGGAUGAGCAGGCCAAGGAGGCCGGGUCAGAAGGCACUGAUGCGGACUCGGUGGAGCAACGGGAUCGUAGGUCGAACGAAAGUCUUUUGAUCACUGUGCUGUGGCGGCGGCUAUCCAUGUUCAGCCGUCGGGGUUCCGCUCGGUCAACCAAGAGGCAGGCAGUCCAGAAUCCAAAGCCGGCGAGUAGGAUCCAGGAGUGCGAUCAGGAGAGGAUCCAGGAGGAGCCGGAGAAGGGGUGA
Molecule: messenger RNA, 273 nt
Organism: Budorcas taxicolor (takin)
Lineage: Eukaryota; Metazoa; Chordata; Mammalia; Artiodactyla; Bovidae
Gene: TEX54
Product: testis expressed 54
Exons: 2
Coding region: 1-273 (90 amino acids)
Source: RefSeq, a predicted model, not a curated record